Scheffersomyces coipomensis is the source of this 666-nucleotide messenger RNA. It is a transcript of the gene ROT1, whose product is annotated as Rot1p. The coding region runs from base 1 to 666 and encodes 221 amino acids. The transcript has a single exon. NCBI's taxonomy places the organism in Eukaryota, Fungi, Ascomycota, Pichiomycetes, Serinales, Debaryomycetaceae. Gene Ontology annotation, cellular component: endoplasmic reticulum membrane; endoplasmic reticulum. The record is from RefSeq and is a predicted model, not a curated record. Gene Ontology annotation, biological process: 'de novo' protein folding; budding cell apical bud growth.
AUGGCUGAAUUAGAAGGUACUUGGACUUCUAAAUCAAAUACAGUAUUCACAGGACCAGGAUUUUAUGAUCCUGUUGAUGAAUUAUUGAUUGAACCUGAUUUACCUGGUAUAUCAUAUUCAUUUACUUCUGAUGGUCAUUAUGAAGAAGCUUUAUAUAGAGUGGUUCCAAAUGCCCAAAAUCAUAGUUGUCCAGUAGCAUCUGUCACUUAUCAACAUGGUACUUAUGAAAUCUUAAGUAAUGGAUCUGUGGUCUUAACUCCAAUUGCAGUUGAUGGUAGACAAUUAUUAAGUGAUCCAUGUAAUGGACCAGCCGAUGAAUCAACUUAUACAAGAUAUGUUCAACCAACUUGGUUUAGAGAUUAUCAAGUCUAUGUUGAUUCUUAUAAUGGUAGAUAUGCCUUACAAAUCUAUCAAUUCGAUGGAUCUAUGAUGCAACCAUUAUAUUUGGCUUAUAAACCACCUUUAAUGUUACCAACUUAUGCAUUAAAUCCAACUGAUAAAGCAUCUGAAACUUCUUCAUCAUUAACCAGAAGAGUCAAGAGAUCACUUGAAAAUCAAUAUAGAACUAAUGCUAUUAGAGAAUUGUCUAUUGAUAAUUAUGAUGUUUUCUGGUGGGUUUCAGUAGGUUGUUUGGCUUCAGCUUCUGCUUAUAUGUUUUUAAAGUAA